This is a messenger RNA of Musca vetustissima, 1924 nucleotides long. It is a transcript of the gene mub, whose product is annotated as poly(rC)-binding protein 3. NCBI's taxonomy places the organism in Eukaryota, Metazoa, Arthropoda, Insecta, Diptera, Muscidae. The transcript has 11 exons. The record is from RefSeq and is a predicted model, not a curated record. Gene Ontology annotation, molecular function: mRNA binding. Bases 50 to 1777 code for a protein of 575 amino acids. Gene Ontology annotation, cellular component: nucleus; cytoplasm. Gene Ontology annotation, biological process: regulation of gene expression; regulation of RNA metabolic process.
CAACACACCACCCAACCAAACCGUAAAAACAACAGAACAGAACAACAAAAUGGAGGACAAUAACUCAAGUACGCAAAUUAAACAUGAUGAUCCAUCGGUUACAUUAACAAUAAGGCUGAUUAUGCAAGGAAAGGAAGUUGGCAGUAUUAUCGGCAAAAAGGGUGAAAUUGUUAAUAGAUUUAGAGAAGAGUCUGGCGCCAAAAUUAAUAUAUCAGAUGGUUCAUGUCCGGAACGUAUUGUCACGGUGUCUGGUACAACCAGUGCAAUCUAUUCGGCAUUUACCUUAAUUACCAAGAAAUUUGAAGAGUGGUGCUCGCAAUUUAACAAUGAUGUUAAUAAAGGUGGUAAAACACAAAUACCAAUUCGUUUGAUUGUGCCUGCCAGUCAAUGUGGAUCGUUAAUUGGCAAAAGUGGUUCAAAAAUUAAGGAAAUACGCCAGACAACAGGCUGCUCCAUUCAGGUAGCCAGUGAAAUGUUGCCGAAUUCUACUGAACGUGCCGUUACCCUAAGUGGCACAGCCGAACAAAUUACCCAAUGCAUCUAUCAGAUUUGUCUUGUUAUGUUAGAGUCACCUCCGAGAGGUGCCACCAUCCCCUACAGGCCAAAACCACAAGUGUCCGGACCCGUCAUCUUGGCUAAUGGACAAGCUUUUACCAUACAGGGCAAUUACGCUGUACCCGCACAAGAGACCUGUCCAGUAUUUCCACUUGCUUUGGCUACCGGUGGUCUACAUGCUGGUAUAUCGGGUUUAACGGAUCCUUUAUUAAAGGGCGCACAUUUGCAAGGAGCGGUACCAGCACACCAUCACCUACAGCAAUUGCCCGAUGUGGCUAAGAAUCCGUUGGCCAGCUUGGCAGCUUUGGGUUUGGCUGGUAUGGCACCAGCCAAUACUGGUGGUCUUAAUCCAACAGCUUUGGCUGCCUUGGCUGGUUCUCAAUUGCGUACAGCAAAUACAAAUCGUGCUCAACAGCAGCAACACGAGAUGACCGUUUCAAAUGAUUUGAUUGGAUGCAUUAUCGGCAAGGGUGGUACUAAAAUUGCCGAAAUUCGUCAAAUUUCCGGUGCAAUGAUACGCAUUUCGAAUUGUGAAGAACGUGAGGGCGGCAAUACUGAUCGUACCAUCACCAUAAGUGGCAAUCCAGAUUCUGUGGCUCUGGCACAAUACUUAAUUAAUAUGAGCGUCGAAUUGCAGAUGGCCAAUCUCCAAGAGGCAAAUAAUACUGCUGCCAUAGCAAAUGGUACAACAGCAACGGCUAACGGAGGACAGACAAAUAGUAACAGCCAAACAAAUAAUAGUAAUGGCAACAGCACCACAGCCACCACCAACACCACAACCACUACAACCAACAACAGCAACACUUUUAAUACAACAAACACAAACAGUUCAGCAGCAUUAGUAGCUACUUUAAGUAACAAUACAACAAACAAUAAUAAUAACAACACAAAUACAACCACAACAACAGCAACCAAUGACACAACAACAACAAGUGUUUUGAAUUCCGCCAAUCCAUUGGCAGCCGCUGCCAGCUCAUUGGCAACAGCUAUACCCUUGGCCCAGUUAUUGGCCAAACCGGGAGCCCUUAAUGCCCUCACAAGCCUAACCGCUUUAGGCAGUCUGUCCGAUUUGUUGGGCGGUCUGGCCACUUUGGGUGGUCCACCGGUUCAGACUACUGGUGUGAAUCGUACCAAAAGUUUUGCUUCGUCGCGUUUCCGCAAUCAUAAUGUCGAUGGUAGCGCCGAACCUGAAAAGGCUCGCAACAAAUUCAAUCCCUAUUGAAACGAUUGAAAUGCUUAGGCAACUUCAAAACAAGACGAAUGAGUAUUAACAAUAAAAUUGACAAAAAUGGGGUUUCUUUUUUUACAAAAAAGCUAAAUUCAACCAAAAUUUUUCCCAAUAAGCUUUAGAUUUUUACAAAAUUAAAAA